Messenger RNA from Alligator mississippiensis (American alligator), 7282 nucleotides. RefSeq names its product CBY1 interacting BAR domain containing 1 (gene CIBAR1). The coding region runs from base 71 to 853 and encodes 260 amino acids. The record is from RefSeq and is a predicted model, not a curated record. Gene Ontology annotation, biological process: cilium assembly. Lineage: Eukaryota; Metazoa; Chordata; Crocodylia; Alligatoridae. The transcript is spliced from 8 exons. Gene Ontology annotation, cellular component: ciliary transition zone; ciliary basal body.
GGCAGGACCCGCCCCCGGGGCGGGGCUCGGUCUCCAUGGGAACCGGGCGAGAGGGCUGCGCGCCGCCGCCAUGAUGAUGCUGGGCCGCGGGCCGGACGCCAGAGACAAUCAGACGAGACAAAUACGAGAUGCUGUUUCAAAUGUGGAAAAACAUUUUGGUGAAUUGUGCCAAAUAUUUGCUGCAUAUGUACGUAAAACUGCCAGACUACGAGACAAAGCAGACCUGCUGGUGAACGAAAUAUAUGCAUAUGCAGCUACAGAGACACCAAAUUUAAGAGUUGGGUUGAAAAAUUUUGCAGAUGAAUUUGCCAAACUUCAAGAUUAUCGACAGGCAGAGGUUGAAAGGCUUGAAGCCAAAGUUGUUGAACCUCUGAAAAGUUAUGGGACCAUAGUAAAACUUAAAAGGGAUGAUUUAAAAGCAACUUUAACAGCAAAGAAUCGAGAAGCUAAGCAGUUGUCUCAAUUGGAAAAGACUCGUCAGCGGAAUCCAUCAGAUCGACACAUUAUUGCUGAAAGUGAAUUACAGAGAGCUUCAAUGGAUGCAACCCGAACAAGUCGACAGUUAGAGGAAACCAUUGACAAUUUUGAGAAACAGAAAAUAAAGGACAUAAAGGAUAUAUUUUCUGAAUUUGUAACUAUCGAAAUGUUAUUCCAUGGAAAAGCUUUAGAAAUUUAUACUGCUGCCUACCAAAGUAUACAAAACAUUGAUGAAAAUGAAGAUUUAGAGGUUUUUCGGAGUUCACUCCAUCCACCAGACUAUCAGUCUCGUUUAGAUAUAGUCCGUGCAAAUUCAAAGUCCCCCCUUCAGAGAAACAGCUCACUAAAGUUUUCAUCUGGAAUGGUACAGAACUAGCUGAAUCAGAAUGACUUUAGGAUGUACAAGUGGACUCCUUACCAAGAAAGAAUAAAAUACAGAAUUUGGGUAAAACAGAAUUGUCUGUAUUCUUGAGUAUGAUAAGAAUGCAUUUCACUCAGUGAUAAACGCAUCUAAACAUGCAGAAUAUCUUGUUUGACUGAACCAGGUCUCAAAAUUCACCAUAACAUGGCAAAAAGGGAAUUAAGAUGUCUUAUGAACAAAAAAAACCCCCGAACACUCCAAUAUAGAAUACAAUGUUAGAAUUCUUAAUUCUUUCAAAAGCUGUAAUAUUAAAAUAUUUUAAGACUGUUAUGGAGGUUAAGCAAGAUUAAAAACCUUGGAUUUCAUGGUGUAUAUUAUGGGACAGUGUAAUUUUAGAAGGUUCUUAGGGACAAAGUGAUAUUUUUCAAGUUAAUCCCAUUCCUACUUUUGGGGUUCAUCAACAAUGCAACUAAAACUGGUGGGACUUCCUUGUAGCAGUGCCAAACAGAGUUCAUUCAUACCUCUGUGCUUCCAUUUCUGACUGCAGACAUUUGGAGGGCAAGGCAAUAAAAGGGAGGUAAUGGCAUUCCAUCUGUUUCAGUCAAUUCCAACACAACUGGAAGUGGACUGGCCACCUUCAUUAAUCCUUACACCCAGAUUUUAAGGAACAAAUCAGUCCCGGUUCCUGCAAGUUCAUUUUAAUUAUUAGUUCUUUAUUCUUAUUUCUGGGACAUCUUACUGUUACAGCUUAGAUUUUUCCUAUAUGUUAGAACAAAAAGAUAAAAAUACCAAGGAUCAAGAAGUGAGCCUCUUGCCUUGCCGCUUUCCACACUUUGGAUGCAUAUAUGCAUUAUUUGGUUUGCCUGAAGGAAGUCACUCACCUUUUUCAUUAUUCUGUAUGCAGCACCCACACCGUCAUCCCUCACACCUGAAACAAGAGCAUCAUAAUUGUCACCUCCUCAUUCAGAGGAAGCUAUGGUAUACAUCUUAAUCAGUGAUUCUCAAUCACUGUAUAUUUGAAGCACCCCUCAUUAGACCCAAAACACCCCUCCAUAACUUUUGUAAAUUGAGUGGCACCCCAUUUUAAAAGCUAUAUACUUAUUACAGUGCUUACCUUCUUGCAGAUGAGCAAGGCAGUGGGGGGAAAAGGAAUGGUCAAAUAGGGAUGGUCCUGAGCCUGCACUCAUCUGCUGAUCUUCUUGCAUAUCUCAGGAAACCCCAGAGUGCUAAGGCACCCUGGUUGAGAAUUAUUGCCUUGGGUAAGAGAGCAUUAGCAUUCCAUUGAUGUGCUUGAGGUAGUAGUUCCUAAAUCAUCAGGGCUUUCAAGGCAAGCAUGACAUUUGCAAUUGAAUUUAUGGGGCUCUCAGCCCCAUUUAAGGUUGUAACUUCUAACUUGGGAAUUGCUGCACUAAUACAAGAAGCAACUAUGACCUUCCUCAAUCAUAUCCCUACAAAUUUAUACUACUGUUACUUACAGCAUGAUUCAUACUUUCAAAAGAUACUCCUUAGCAUGGUCAUUUUGAUCAGGUGCUUGAAAAAGGACUUGAUGCUCCUUGCCCCAUAUAUAUCCUUGCCUUGCAUUCAGAAUUGAGCAAGGAAAGUAGCAGAUGUGUGAACAUCUCCAAAGGCAUUACCAUAUUAAGUAGCACUGUCCGCAUAUCUCAAAAAAGUAUGUUUUGAUAACUUUCAAAGAACUUAAGUUGCAGGUGAAAAUUCCCUCCCCCACAACUUCCUUUUGUGUAAAAGGUCUUAAUUUCACCUACAAGACAAGCUGUCAUGUGGGUAGUUCUUACACAUUUUGCAAAUUUAAUGACAGUCUAAUUUUUUACGAAUUCAGUAGUGUCCAUUUUCACUUGUGAUCCUUAGCAAGCUCUUGUCAUGCUCUUCACUUACUAGAACUAGGGUUUUCCUGAUUACAUUCUACUGAUUCAAAAUGUUUUUCAGAUGUUAACCAAUUACUUUUAAAUCAAGUCUCAAUUUAUAGUGUUUAUAUCAAUCUGUUUAGCAUAUUAAGUCAGAAACUCUGGUCCACCUGAGCUGCACUGAGCAACAGGCCAAAUUGAGGAAGCUAAAAGUAGCUGUAGGCCACUUUUGCAUCCCCUUAUGAAACAUGAUUUCACUUCAGAAACUGCUCUUACCAUACCUUCUUGCAUAUAAUGUGCACUACAAUUUCAAGCAGCUAGUUUUUGGAAGACAAACUGUAUCUUGUAUGUGAGAAAGUAAGUCUGUGACCACCGUUUUCUUCCUCUAGUGAUUCAGUGCUGCUGUGCCUAAUACCAUUCAAGUCACCUACAAAUACCCUGUUGUGCUUAUCUAGUAGGCAGCAAACAUAAUGCCUUUACUUUCUUGUCCUGUACUUCUGUACAAUAAGGUUUUUUUCAUCACCCUCUAAACAUUCUCUACGUUUUGAAACAGGAGAGCUUGUUUCAGCAGGCAGAUCAGCCUAUGUGGAACUAAGCCUGCAGUGCUCCUGAAACCAGCACUUAUAGAUGUUUCUUUAUCCUUCAUUGAAAAGCUUUAGUCAUAUUACGUUAGUCUGGCUUCCUAGCAAUACAUACCAAAACCAGGCUGCCCCAUGCAUUCAUAAGUUUGUUUGUUUUAACUAUGCCAUGGUUAGUAUAUUUACUCUGAUCCUAGAUCCACUUCUAUUUCCUCUGCUUCCACAAUUUAAAUUCUGCACUCCUGCCUGUUGCUUAUUAAAAGCUGCUGUUACUUAAAUUUGUAAGUAAAAGGAAACAUCCCACUUAAACUUACGAAUGGACAUAUUUAUUAAAGAGCUUGAGUGCAGGGGUAAAGAGAAACAGUCACCACUUUUUAGUUAGGGUUUAACUAGCUCUGCAACUCGCUUGUAAUAUAAAAGUGUGUAAUGUCAGGUUGGGUUGGUCUAAUAAAAGAUAUCAAAUUCACCCAAGGAACCUUGUCUAGUUAUGUCAGGGGCAGGAAAUUAUUUGGGCCUGUGGGCCACAGGCAGUUCUGGGGAUUGCCAUGAGCCAGCCAGCAUCCCCCACAACAGCCCAGAGCCCACAGUCUCUGUGGACCCUCCCUGCCACUGCCAACAGUGCACAGCCCUGGCCCUGACCCACCCUGCACCUGCUCCAGAUUCACCCCAGCUGGAGUGAACCAGCCAGAACUUGUGCAUACAGCCCUGACCCCAGACCGUCUGCCCAUGCCAAGCAGCCUGCCCUGUAGCUCCUCUGCUGGUAUCACCACUGCCUCUGGGCCUCCCAGCAGUGCUGUGGAGGAACCUGGGCACAGACAGCUGCAACAGUGAAGGGGAAGCUUUUCCUCCAUGCCUAGCAGCAACUUCUGCCUGGCUGCUGCUGCUCAGCAUGGGCAGGCAGUAUGGAGCAGGCACAGGGCAGGCCAGUGUUGGGGCUGUGUGUGCAGGUCCCUGCCAUUACUGCAGGGCUGGGGCCAGUGGCAGUGGAAGCCAGGAGCCACCACUGCCUAGGCUGUCUAGGAAAGCCAGUCAGCUGCAGGGCUGCCCCAGUCCCACUGCGUGUCCAGGGGAGGGCAGAAUGCACCACAGGCUGAUGGUGCCUGGCCCAGGCAAGACCAAGAGACCAAGUGGGCCAGACAAAGUCCUUCCACAAGUCAUAUUUUGCCCACUGUAUAUCCUGUGAAAGUGGAGAGUACUAUUUUCAUGAAUUGUUGGUGGACAUUUUUCUGAUUUAUGAAACCAACUUAGUGGUUUUAUCUUAAUCAUUAACUGUAUGAUAAUCUUAAACUGUGUAUAUAGUACACCAUAAACAUAAUGGGUAUGUAUUAUUCAUCUAGUUAGUGCAUGAGCCAAAAUCUGAAAUAAAUCCUUUUUAAAAAUAAUCAUAACAUCCCUUCUAGAGAAGCUACAAUAACUCACCCUAUUUAGCUUAGCAGUUGAAACCCCCUCAAAUCCCCAUCAUCUUUGAGUAUCCAUCAAAGUUUUAUUUCUUCUGCAGGAACUAUUGCAACUUCUUUGUUAUCUCACACAAGUGACAAGGCUACAGAAGGUGAAGAACAAAUCUCUAAAUAUAAAAAGAAUUCAAAAGAGUGCUCCUAAAUAUUUAACUCCAAUAAGCUGGAAAUGUAACUUUGUCCAGUAAUUAAACCUAUACUUUCUGUUAGUUUCUACUUUCAGAGAUUUCUGACAAAGUUGUAACUUUUUUCUCCAUUUUAAAAUGGUACAUAAAGCCUGUAAGCAAAAGCUUUUCAAGUUUCAACAAGACAAGGAAAAAGUUUUUUGCUAGCUUUUAUAGCUUAGAUAUUUACUUUUAAUCAUUCAUUUUAUUUGGCUACACUUGACAUACAGACACACACAAUAAAAUUUCAGGUGUUUUUGUUUGCAUACAAGGUAAAGAUCUCUACAUUAUUACACUUCCAAGUGAAAAAUAUAGAGUGCAAGUCGAUCAAGUUAUUUUAUCUUCAACACAAAGGGGAUUUUUGUGCAUACAGAUUAAUGAGGAAAUAAUACAUAGGGAACUUAGUUGAAUUAAGUUGUUUCCCAACCACACUGUAAACAGGGGUAGGCCAGAGGGACACUCAGGGAGUUUUGGCGAGCUGUUGCGGGCUUGGUCAGUACUCAAUUUCUCCCCUGCACCAGUUCACCAAAAUUCCCCAACUGGUAGACUACCAGACCCAGCCAGGGGCAGCGGACAAAGCAGGUGCACAGGGAGCGGUGUCCUGGAGCAGGGUGGGCAGGGCCAGAAUCACAGGGCGGUGACAGCAUGGAGCUAGGGUCUGGGGCAGAGUUACAAUCUGGUUCCCACACUGUCAUUGCCCUGCACUCCUGGCCCCGGCACCAGCCACUCAUCCUGCUCCUGGACACCACUCCCUGCCCACCCACUAGUCCCAGGUGCAUCUCUAUGGAGACCCCCACCCCCACCCCUCCGCUCUUGGUCUGGUGCCCCUGGUGGUGGGUGCAGGGCAGACAGGCUGGGGUAUGCAGGCAGCAGGGCCAGGUCCAGCAGCAGCUGGAGGAGCCACCAUUGCUGGGACUGCUGGGAAGCUGAAUCCAGCAUCCCCCUGCUGCAGCCAAAGACAGGGUUGGACUGGCCACACACACCACAGCAGGCUUCUCCCUAUGCCUGGGUCCAGGCAGGGCCAAGGGAUCUGCCACAGACCAGAUAAAAUCCUCCUGUGGGCCAUAUUUUGCCCACCCCUGCUGUAAAUUAAAACUUUUAUAUUCACUGGGAUCCAUUUUAACUUAUAUUCCUCGGGGUGUUUGGUUUUUUAAAUAUAUAAUGACUUAAGAAGUAUUUCUUUUUCCAGUGCCUACUAAGGUCUUCAUACUUCUACAGAUAUAGCAGAACUUUAUAAACUAUUCUCAAACAGUAUGUUUCAGUAUGAAAUUUUAUACUGCUAUUGUUAGCUUAAUUCCCUUAAAAAAAAAAAAUACAAAAUAGCAGGAGUUUUGGUUAAACUGAAUUGUUGCCACAAAUAAUGCAAAAUAAAAAAAGGUUCUUUAGUUCUCACAUUUCUUAUAGGUAUGCUGUCAAAUUGAAUUUGGAUUGCUUUGCCAACUUGUGGAAUAAAUAAAGCUGUGUUGCAAUAGGUAUCAGUCAGUUUUUAAUUUUAUUCUUUGAAGAUAAGCCACAAAAAAAAAAAAAACCAAAAAAAAAACACACUUAUAAGUCUGGGAGCAGUUUAGCAGAAACAAAACAACAGACUUUGUCUUCAUCAUCGUACAAGAAAGCAACAAUAGAUUUCAAAAUAAAUACCUUAAAAGCUUGCCACACAAAAUUAGCACUAUUUGACUGCUUUAACCAUGAGGAAAUAGUUAAAGACCUAUUCCUCCUUCAAGUGGUUAGUUAUGCUUUGUACAGAGAGGACUAAUCACAUACAGACUAGGCACCUAGUAAAACAAGCCGUCUCGACUGAAAUGUUAAAUGCUAGUAUUAAGUGUACGUAGACCAAGCCUUAGUACUCCAAAUGGCAUAAACGCUACAUCAUACCUAUUGUGCAUCCCUUGUUCUUAAUAGUUUUAAAUAACAGAAACUUCUUUGAUUUCAAGAUGGAAUUUGAUAAAUUUAUUAAAAGGGGUUUUAAGACAUCGUUGGCUGCAUCAGUAAGUGACUUGACGAGCCAGGUCCCUUCCAUAACUAAGAAAUUAGUGUGUUCCCAUGAAGGAAACUAGUGUAGCAUAAGCAGCAUUCGAGUCAUUCCAGCUAGUUACAAAGAAAAUGAAACCAUUACAUUGCAAAGUUAGACCAAGCUACAACUUUCAGGCUCACGAGGCAGAUGAACACUCAAGACUCUUGAGGGAAAACUGAAAAAUCAGAUGGCUUCAAAGAUCAUUAGAAAGUAAAACCUUCACUUCACCUGGAAGUUUGCUUGGCAUUUCUUAUUCUGGAAGACCUACCCCUGCUUUGAUUGUUGGUCUACAGCAGGGGUGGGCAAAAUGCAGCCUGGGGGAUGGAUGCAGCCUGCCAGGCCAUUCUAUCUAACCCGCAGGGCCCCUAAAAAGUU